GUCAAUCUGUCAUGUCAUUCAUUCACUUUAGUGAUAGUAAAAAAAGGAAAAACGGCUAGGUACCGAAAUGUCUGAUAGUGCCGGUGAUAAUUCAAAACCAAGAGUUGCUGUUUUAGGAGGGUGUGGUUUCAUCGGGCGAAACCUGGUAGAGUAUCUUAUAAGCAAUGACCUGGUUAGCGGAGUUCGCGUUGUCGAUAAAACACCACCACAGUUGGCCUUUCUGAAUGCGACACAUUCCAAAGUUUUUGAGGACCCCCGCGUCGAGUACAAGAGUGCCAAUCUUAUAAACCCAACAUCAUGCGCAUCCGCGCUCGACCCCGGCCCUCACGAGUGGGGUCUCGUCGUGAACUGCGCCGGGGAGACGAGGGUGGGGCAAUCCGAGGCGGUCUACUCCGAGGGCAUUUACACCCUCAGCUGCAAUGUAGCCAAGCAGUGCGCUGCAUUGAAAGUGCCUCGCUUAGUGGAGAUAUCCAGUGGGUACAUGUAUAGUAAGGAUAAGCCACACAAAGAAAGUGAUGCUGUGAAUCCUUGGACAGUAGAGGCCCAGAUGAAGGCGAAAGUGGAGCAAGAACUGAAGAAAUUAGAACCUGAUCUUAACUACACCAUACUAAGGCCUGCCAUAGUCUAUGGUGUGGGUGAUAGAAGAAGUCUCACCCCUCGCCUCCUGUACGGUGGCAUCUACAAGCACCUAGGUGAGACCAUGAAGCUGCUGUGGACGGCGGAGCUGAAGCUGAACACGGUGCACGUGCGGGACGUGUGUCGCGCCGCGUGGCUCGUGGCGAGGCGCGCGCGCUGCGCCGGCCACACCUACCACGUGGUGGACGACGCCAACACCACGCAGGGCAGUCUUGCGGAGCUUGUGAGUGAGAUAUUCAAGAUCAACCAUGAUUACUACGGAGCUGCUAUUUCUACUUUGGCUAAGACAGACAUUACAGCGGUGGCCGAGGAAGCCAACGACAAACACCUGACAGCGUGGGCGGACAUCUGCCGGCAGUACCAGCUGCUGCAUUCUCCGUUGGAGCCCAGCGCCCCAGUGGAGUUGCUGCUCAACAAACAUGUCUGCUUGGACGGGAGUAAACUGAAGGAGAUUAUGAGUAUGGAUGUACCGAAGCCUACUGCUGAGAACUUGUUGCAGGUACUAGAAGACUAUGCGUCCAUGAAUCUUUUCCCAAAGGAGCUGUUGCUAUGACCGACCAAUUAAACUACAUAUAUAUAUAAUUGAUUUUAAACAAAAAAAAAUACGUUUUUCCGAGAUUUACAGUGAAUAAUUAUUUGGUGAUUUCCAAUUUAAGAUGGCUAUAUGUUAUAUCGUAAAUGUCCAAGAUGUGUAGAUGUAGGUAUAUCUGUAUCUCUUAUUAUCUCAGUCGUCAAGAGACCUAUCUCUUUUGGUAUGUUUCCAUGCUAAAUAUUGUUUUGUCAUCAUCAUUAUUUGUGAAUCUUGGUAUUUUUCCUUCUAUUCAUAAAUAAAGAUAAAGCUAGCCUAGCUAAAAUAUAAUCUGUCACUAUCGCACUUUUACAAUAUUAUUUGACACUGACAGAACGAGACAAAACAUACUUUAGCUCAAACAUGCUUAACUUUUUUAUGAUUAUGAAGAUUUAUUAUUACGUUUUAUGAUUAAUUUCAAUACAUUUCCAAUCAAUUGUAAUAUUUUUCCGUUCUUAAUCGAUGUUUUACAUUUGGCUCUGUCUACCCCGCCAGGGAUGAGGACGUGAUAAAAUAGUCUCACAGUGGUCCAGAAUUGUAUGCUUUAGCUUAAGUUUGUAUUAAGUUUUAGUCAUUUUCGUAGCAACGAAUUGUUUUAGGAAGUCAAUUGUAUUUUUUAUUGUCAUUUUGAUGCAUUUUAAACGGCUAGGUACGGGUGGAUUUCAGUCACAAAUUCUUCCAUUCCUUAUGGCUUAAGGGCAUAAUAUGGAAUGUGACAUGCAAAAAGACUUCCUGUACAUAAAAGGAGUGCUAUUUUUACCUUGCCCUUGCCUUCUCCAUUUCACUCCGUGUCUUUUUAAGGCACACUAUAGUUUUUUCAAGUUCUUAGAACCUCUAACCAAAAUCUAGCAUUUCUUCAAAAUAAUAUUGCGAAAAGCAGUAAGGUUUUUCUUCAAACAACCCCUAGGGUACCACUUCUAGCCGAUAAAAUUCGUAUUAAAUUACACUGUGAUAAAAGAACACGUAAGAUUAUAUUCUAGGUCCUGACUGACAUUUCGGCCAUAUAUUUUUAUAAAUCGUGAUUGGACAAUAAAACGCGUUUUGGAAGACAGUUUUGUAUUUGUAAGAAAUCAAAGACUGCGGAUACCAAAAAGCAAUCAACUAUGUUGUUUCUACUAAAUUCUUAUCUUGAAAAUGUCAAUACUGAUUUAACUUAUUCCAUCCAAUAGCGUGAAUUGAAGAGAUUUUAUGGAAAUAUAAGUAUAUGAACAAUUUUAUUGCUUUUCUUAGAGACGGUGCGUAAUAAUUUUCAAUAUAAUUGAUAUAUUUAAGUGUAAUAUUUGCUUCCGUCAGAAAUUACCCUUGAAACCUAGUUUCAUGUUUAGUAUAAGUUGAAAAUCAGUGCUGGAUUUGAAAAUAUUUUUAUCCGAAGAUAGCACAUGAUGAUCUUAUAAGGCCGGUUGAAACUAGGUCUAACCGGCUAUAUUUAGCAUAAGCCCUGAUAGUUCUAUCCGGCACUGACAAUAGUGCAUGUUAAUAGAGAGAUAAAUGCGUGCACGACACGACAGAGUGCGCAAUGAAAUAUUAAAUAUCUGAUGUUCAUUUUACUUGACAUAAUAUUAAACUAAAAGUUUUAGACAAUCAUCUUUGACAGAAAAAGUAUCUGUAAUUUGUUUAAUAUUAAUCAUGCACGAAGUUGGCUCCUAAUUAUGCCUACCAAUUGAAUUGGAAAGAAAAUACUGUAAUUUUAGUUACCCUACUAAGUCGUGAUUUAAUAUUUAGUACUUAUCUUUACAAUGUGAAGCAUAUAUAAUCGAUUUUAUGGGUAAGCACGCGCUUUUUAAGUAGUUUUCAUGUCCAAGAUAUAGUUUUGGAUAAUGCAAAUGAAUAGUCGCUUUUAAUUAAUGUCCAAAACAAAGGCCUAUAUACAAAUAAUCGCGCUGAUAAUUUUCGCUAGAUCGCAAUUGAACCUCAUCGUUUUGUUAUUUUUUUUUUACGGUUCCUUAAUAUUACUAUUUUGAAUCUGAAAUCGCGAAAAUAGUAAUAUUUUCGCGAUUUCAGAUUCUUGAUCAAAUUUGAACCGUAAACAAAUGUUGCCGUUGUCAAAACCACAGUUCCAACAACUUUGUAAUGUCCUUUUUAUAUCUGUGGUUACAACAAGUUGCGAUUGUCACCGAAGCUUAAAAACGCCGGCAGAUGUUCCGCUUAAGUUAUUAGCGCAUUUGGGGAUGUUCAAAUAAAAAAUGGGGGUAAUUGAAUUUGCGAUAAGAGGUAUUUUGACAGGCAUUUUACCCUUUUGCCUUAUAUAUUCUCGUAGUUUACAUUAAGAUAUAAAUGUAUGUACUUAUCUUCUGCUCAAUAAUAAUAUUUUGCAUUUGUAUAACAUAAAGUGAUGAAGUUAUUUGAGUACAUUCGCGUACCAUCACUUGCUCUCUGUAGAGCUUCCAAUAAAAUAUAUAAGGAAAUAGUCAAUUCUUUGGAAAAUUGUAUCUUUAUGUUGUAUAUUAUGUGAACCCCAUGUAACUAUGUAUUCCAAUAAACAAAGUCUUUAUA
Messenger RNA from Plodia interpunctella (Indianmeal moth), 3697 nucleotides. RefSeq lists its product as uncharacterized. The record is from RefSeq and is a predicted model, not a curated record. The transcript is spliced from 8 exons. Lineage: Eukaryota; Metazoa; Arthropoda; Insecta; Lepidoptera; Pyralidae. Bases 68 to 1189 code for a protein of 373 amino acids.